Capsicum annuum is the source of this 2661-nucleotide messenger RNA. RefSeq names its product protein TITANIA. The transcript has 5 exons. The coding region runs from base 767 to 2311 and encodes 514 amino acids. The record is from RefSeq and is a predicted model, not a curated record. Lineage: Eukaryota; Viridiplantae; Streptophyta; Magnoliopsida; Solanales; Solanaceae.
UCCGUUGCUACCCUUCACAAAAUGAUCUGUAUAUUUAAAAAAUUUUGUAAAAAAUGAAAUGAAUAAACUAAGAUGUAAAAAUCCUAAAAAAUGAAACAACAGGUGCAAUCUUUUUAAAAAAUGUGACAUACCUUACUUUGGUUUUGCAAAAUGCCUUUUUAUAUAUAUAAGUAGUGUAGUAAAUUUCAGUUAGGUCUAAAAACUUAAAACUAAUCUUCCGCUGAUAAUCAGGAGAAUUCCCAAUUCUUGUCGGAAAAACAAAGAAGUUGGUCACCGGAAAAUACACACAAGUACAGUUUCUUUUUCUUGAAAAUACUUAUAUAAAGCUAUUUGUAUUUCUGUGAUUACUUUUUUUUUUUUUUUAAUAAUGAUAGUGUCCGGGUCUGCUUUCGUGCAUCGAUAGUAAGUACAAGGUAGAAUUACGUGGUGUUUUGGUCAUUUUAGUUUUUUUAAUAAUCGUGGUGUUGGUGGCAGUUUUUUGUGUGACUAAAAUCCACAAGAUUUCUGCCACCCCACCCUCAAUAACUCUAUUCAUCGAGACUAGAAACUCACCCCACCCUCAAUAACUCUAUUCAUCGAGACUAGAAACUCUAGUCCAUUGAGGCUUGGACGAUGAGAAGAUGGGAAGAAUUACCUGGUGUAUUUUGUCAUUUAGUUUUUUAAUAAUCGUGGUGCUUGGGCAACUUUUGUGCACGUUCACUAAAAUCCAACGACAUACCUGCUACCCCUACAGGCAAUAAAUAUCAGAGUUAAAACAUAUUGCUACAUGUCAUCCAAUGGGGAUCUUGUGGAGAUUGACUGUCCUGCUGCAUAUAAUGGAAAUACACCUAUUACCAAUAAACUUGGACUUCACCUUUAUCCUGUUUCUGUCAGUGAUUCAGGUGAAGGUUUACCAUAUGCUCCUGAAAAUUGGCCGAACCCAGGUGAUAAAUGGCGCUGGAAGGUUGGGAAAAGAAUUGCAUCUGCUGGUUACUUUCUUGAUAGAUAUCUGUACCCUCCAAAACAUCUCCGUAGAAAGCAAAGUUUCGCAAGUAAGUCUUCAUUUGAAAAAUUUGUCCGGUCGGAGUUUCCGAACGUGGAUAUCAAUGAAUUCUUUGCCUCAUUCAGUUGGAAGAUUCCCUCAAAACUAUUAAAAGGUGACUGGUUUGCUGACGUCACAUCUUCAGGCAUGAAAUCUGAUUCUCAUGGAAUCAUUAGUUGUGACGUGAAAUCUGAUUCUCAUGGAAUCAUUAGUUGUGUGGCUGGUAACAACAUGUGCGCGAGUUCAGUAGCAGGGAAUCCGAGUCCAGAGACCAUGAUUUGUGAUAUUUGUUGCAGUGAACCUGGUUUUUGCCGAGAUUGUUGUUGUAUUCUUUGUUCUAAAACUGUUUCUUCUACUUAUGGAGGGUAUAGUUACAUUAGGUGUGAAGCAACAGUUACUGAUGGUUACAUUUGUGGACACAUAUCCCAUAUAGACUGCGCUCUGCGAUGUUAUUUGGCUGGGGCAGUUGGAGGAAGCAUCGGUUUGGAUGCAGAGUUUCUUUGUCGGCGCUGUGAUUCAAGAACUGAUUUGGUCUCACAUGUCACGAAGCUUCUGAACAUUUGUGGGUCUGUUGAUUCUCGUGAUGACAUUGAGAAGAUUUUGAAUGUUGGUUUUUGCAUUCUACGUGGUUCACGGAGAACAAAUGCAAAACAGUUGUUUCGUCGCAUUAAAUCGGCUUUGGCAAAGCUUCAUAAGGCAGCCUGCAUUGGAGAUGUGUUCAAAGAAGAAACAUUCAUGGACUCCAAUGGAGGAACACAGGAUCAUGACAUUGUCACAUAUGUGUGUACAAAUCAUGGAGAUUUAACUAUUUGCGGAAGAUCUUCAACGUCAAAUCAUGGAGAUUUAACUAUUCGCGGAAGAUCUUCAACGCCAAAGUUAGCUUCAAAUUUUGACUAUCGAAUUGAAUCCCUUAAGCCACCACCAAAGUUGGCUUCAAACUUUGACCAUCGAAUUGAAUCCCUUAAGCUUGAGGAAGAGAUUGAUCAAACUCUGCAGGCAUUGAGGAAGUCUCAAGAAUUUGAGUACAGACUUGCUGAGGAAAGACUUUUUGCUCAAAAGAACUGCGUCAUGAAUCUAUACGAGCAGCUUGACUUGGAAAGAUCUGAUCUCUUAAGACGUACAUCGAUGGUUGAAACAGAUACCUUACUUGAUGUUGUGCUAAAUAGAGUAGAGCAAGUAAAGCGAGAAGUGCUGAAACUCAAGGACAUGAAACAGGUACAAAAUGGAUUUGGAAGCACUUCUAAGCAGAUACUCAAGGACUACUUUGGUCUAGCCACAGAAUCUUCUUAAAGCAAAGGUCUGCACAUUGGAUCUACAACAAUUACAUGUUGGCAAUCUUAUGCCAAUAUUUUGUUCCGAUUGUAGAGUAUGUUGUUGUUACAUUGCAGUAAGUUCAUAUGUGAACAUUCUCAUGAUAUCGAACUUAUGUAGAAUUUUCAGAAGUUGAGUGGAAUAGAGUUUUUCUCUUUUGAGAAACAAUGUUCUUUCUGCUCCAACUUCCCAUAUGAAAAGGGGAGCAUUACCUGAGUAUGUAUCAACUCUAUUGAAACAUUCCCUGUGUUGUCGUCGUGUUAUUUGGCAUAUGUAAGCGAGACAAUGUGCUUCAGUUAUUGCAUUAUUUUGCGUUUUAGCAACACUAA